GUUUCUAUUGAAGGUUUAAUGGAGAACAUCUUAGAAUCCUCAAUUCUCAAAUUUCUCCAAAUCUUUGAACCCUAAUUCUCUUAUUUCUUCCCCAAAUGCCUGUCUCCAUCCUUCAACCGUAAUAAUAACCAGGUAAGGGCACUUUCAUUUUCCUUUUCCGAUUUGUUCCCUUAUUGAACAUGAAAGAUGGUGGCUUGGAGAACAAAAAGGAGCUAGAAAAUUCAAAAAAACAAUCCAAGUCUUCAAAAUUUCGUAGCAAAAAUGAUGAUUUCUCCCUUGCAAUUGCCAAGGUUGCCGUUGCACAAGUAUGCGAAAGCGUAGGUUUUCAGAGUUUCCAAGACUCUGCUUUAGAAACAUUGUCCGACGUUACUGCUCGAUACAUUUAUACCCUAGGGAAAAGUGCGACUCUUAGUGCUAAUUUGACCGGGAGGCUGGAAUCGAAUGUCUUCGAUGUGAUUCAAGGGCUGGAAGAGCUAGAAUCAGGUUUAGGGUUUGCCGAUGCAUCCGAUGUUAAUCGAUGUCUUGCUAAUUCGGGGGUCAUUAGGGAUAUUGUUCACUUUGUUGGCGAUGCGGCGGAUGUCCCGUUUGCUUAUGAUGUUCCACGGUUUCCGGUUGUUAAAGAGCGGGAGGGAAUGGGGAGCUUUUGGGAAAAAGGAGAAGAGCCUCAUGGGGAGCAUCUACCUAGUUGGUUGCCGGCCUUUCCCGAUCCCGAGAGUUGUGCUACUCAAUCGACUGUAGGGAAUGGAACGAUGAGUGGCUCCAAUGGAGUGAAGACUGGAUUAGUGGGGGUUGAAAGGAAGAUAGAGAGGCCGUUGCUGAACUGUCAGAAGCAGUUUGCUCGUAAUGGGAAUUUAAGAGAUUCUUCUUGUGGUGCUGGAGAUUCUGCUAAAGCCAGGGAAGCUUCUAAUAGCAAUCCUUAUCUCGCUGCACCUCUACAGUUUAGGGAAAAAGAAGUGGAUGUAUCACCUGUUGUUCUUCCAACUAAGCUUUCAAAUGAAGUGGUUUUGAGAGAUUCGGUUCCAGAAAAUCAUUCCGGGGAAGAUCAAGUCUCAGUUCUAGAGACAUUUGCUCCUGCUAUUGAAGCAAUGAAGAGUGGGCUAUGUGAAUACGACGGCAGCAGACAGAAAAAUGUCCUCUAUAACCAGAGACCUACGGUUCAUUUUAAGAUUGGAAUAGGGAAGAAGUCUUUAAACACUGCACCAUAUUUCGUUUCCAAGAACAAGGAUAUCCAUAAGAUUGCAUACUGGUUUGAAAAUAGCAAUGAGAAAGACGACAGGAAAAGAAGAGCAGAGAUUUUUUCGGAAGAAUCUAUGGAAUGUUCUCACGAACCAGUAAAGAACGAAUGAAGUGAUAAUGCCGAGUCCAUCAAUAACUUCGCAACAAAGUUUUGCCCUUCAAAGAUUCAAAAGAUUUGCCCACCAUAUCGUUGUUAGAACUGAUCAAGGCUCUCUAUGCACGAAAGUAGUAAAGACGAAGCAAAGAAGAAGAAAUGACAGCAGGUGCUUUUCAAGCCAAGAACAAAGAAUACUGGUUGCAUACAUCAAGUGGUUGAAUCCGAUAUUGACCCUUACUCUUGUACAUAUUUGGGGUCCCCUAGUCCCUAUAAUGGUGAUUACUAGAUCAGACUGAGUGGGUGAGUAUUAUGUUGUACCAGAGUAGGAGGACAAGGAUUUUUAUUUAGGCUUUAAAUGUUUGAAUAUUAUGUUAAAAUCAGCUAAAUGCUUGGUGUUGGGUUUGUUUAGGCUUUGUAUAUAUAUAUAUAUAUAUAUAUAUAUAAGAUGAUUUUUUUUAGGAACAA
Molecule: messenger RNA, 1798 nt
Organism: Hibiscus syriacus
Lineage: Eukaryota; Viridiplantae; Streptophyta; Magnoliopsida; Malvales; Malvaceae
Product: transcription initiation factor TFIID subunit 8-like
Exons: 2
Coding region: 180-1346 (388 amino acids)
Cellular component (GO): transcription factor TFIID complex
Molecular function (GO): protein heterodimerization activity
Source: RefSeq, a predicted model, not a curated record